AUGGCGUGGCUUCCGGCUUCUGGUUUUUUCCCCAUCGUCGUGUGGAAAACGUUCGUGUUCUUGGAAUCCAGUAGAUCGGCCGGGAGUGAAGUUCCCCCUCGAGCCUACAAAUACUGGAGUUUGUUUGAAUGGCAUUCUCCUUGCAACAUUUGCAAAAAGACGGUCCAAAAUGUGGAAUCCCUUCCUAUAACCGAUGACCCUGCUCUGUAUGUUGCAAGCUUGCUCUACCCUUUUGCCAUUUCACUUUUUGUAAAUUCUCUUUUGGUGAUCCUUGUUCUAGUAUCCAGUUGUUGGCAGGCAAACUACCCUUGGGCCACAAAUGUAGAAGAUACCAUGAGCUUUAGCUUUGGGCUCUGGAAGUCUGGAUCCUCGAGUGACAUAGUACCAUGCUUAAAAUCCCGUGUCAUAACACUUUCAGCAGAGAAACUGAAGGUGUUUCUAGCGCCUUCAACUGGCUCUCUUAAGUACAAGGAAUUCCUAAAACUUAAGACUGGCAACAGAAGUGAGACAGAUACACCAUUUUAUGAAUCUGAACCAGAAGAAGGUGAGAUCAGAGAGGAUGAGCCACCUGGACCAGAAAGCCCUAACCACAAGGAUAUUGGGAUAAAUGCUAUAAAGUUGAGUUCUUCUCAAGAGGCAAUCAUAAAGCAGAAGGUCGAUAAAAUGCAAUCAACCUCACAUGAGAGAGACACUUACCAGGAAGGGAUUGCAAAUACUGUUGUGCAAAAACUGGAGUAUGGAGCAUCUGAGGGUCGAACUAUUAACACGAGGCAGUUGGCAUUGCAUGGAACAUGUUCUGGGGGAUACACUCGAAGUUAUUUGCCAGAUGCCAACAAUACAUCGACUAAAAGGCACAAACAGAAGGAGCAUGGCCAUUAUAAAUAUUCCGAUUAUCCACAUGUCUUGAAAACGAUUGAAAAAGUUAGCUCAAGAAGAUUUAAUAAACUAUUGGCAUGGCACAAUGAAGACCGCAAGGAGUUCAAUGUUCUGUUCAAGAAACUGGAGUUAGAUUUCUUCCAAGAACAUGUGCGCUCUUAUGAAGUCCAAUACACAAGAGUUAUACCAACAAUAAAACAACGCAGGAUGAAGUUACCGAAGCAAUGUUUCUCCAUUUUGCGCGAGUCUUUUCAUAAACAUUUCCAAUCAAAGCUGAUAGAAUUUGUGAAACAACAAAUAAAAGAUAGAGACAAGGAGAACAGAAUAAGAAAACGCUGGAUAUUUGAGGCUGAAGCUGGUUACCUUAAGAAAGAUUUUGAUAUGGUUCCCUUGUCAUAUUCUGGGCUUAAAAUAGAGAAACUGAAAUGCCCUUUGACUGACUAUUCAAAUGGUGACAUACUGCUCAAUUGCUUUAACAUGGAAUGUCUGUCUACUGAGAUUCAAGCUAUUGCUUCUUUGAGUACAGAACCAGAAGACACAUGUGCAGGUAAGAGAAGCAAUGCAUCUGAGCCCAUUCCAGAGAACUCACAGCUGCUGCUUGAAAUCAAUGGAUCUACAGAGGAUAAGGUUUCAGUUGGUGCUGCUGAAGAAGUUUUCACCUAUGAAAGGUCUUCCCAGUCCACCUGUGAGCCUACUACAGUGGUAUUUGGUGAAAAUAAUGGGACAGAAAUUGACUUUCCAGUAGCGGCACAAAGUACUGUGGGGCACACGGAGUUACCGAAUGCCCCUCGAUCUGACAUUGGUGCAGGAUUAGCACAUGCUAAUUUGGUGGCUUCUGAUUCUGGAAACGUGCCUUCUAUAGCAAAGGGAAGGUGUCUGAGUUCAGGUUAUGAUGUUUCAGAAGGUUCCAGCUCUAGGUUCCAGAGAGAAUUACAAUCUGAGCCUUCCUCGAGCCUCUGCAAAAAUGUAUUGCUUCACAAGGAAACUCCAUCUACAAAUCAUCAUAUAUCCUUGGACCCUAUUUCUCUGCAGGAAACUCCAUGUGCAAAUCAACAGAUAUCCUUGGAAACUAUUUCUCCACAGGAAGCUCCAUUUGCAAAUCAGCAGAUAUCCUCAGACACUAUUUCUCCGCUUGAGGUUCCAUCUGCAAGUUCGCCUUCACCUAAUGUGAUUCAGAUGGAACAAGAACAACCUGAGGACAUCAGUAACAAGAAAGCGCCUAAUAGCCAAGCUUCUUCAUUUGCCCAAGUUACCGAGCAGCCUGACAUGCAUGCAAAUACAUCAACUUGUCAGGUUGUUACUCAUCAACCACCUGAUGGGAAUACUCAUUCAGUAAGAAAUGGGUUUAUCAGCCCUCAGGAAUCAAAUAUUGAGCCAGAUUUAGUCAACCAGAUUAUAACAGUCCCUAGUGAAGUUGGGUUUCAAUCUGACCCAAUUGCCAAUGAGUUGAGUCGAUUACAGAUGUUACGUGUUCUGAUGGCCAAGAGGCACGAAGAGAAGCGGCAACAGCUUAUUUUGGCAUGCGAAAUAGAGAUGGCUGAGACUAAAAGGAAGUAUGAUGAGCUGAUCUAUAAAUCGGAAAUGGAAAGGUUACAGAGAAAGAAAGAGCUUAAAAUACUUUCUGACAAAGUCUAUAAACAACAAAUAUUGGCCGAGGAAUUCCAGUCUAUGUUUGUUUCGCACCGAUCAAGAGGUGCGGCCAAGAGAAGCCUGGCAGAGCCUAAUCGAUCAUCAGGUCAGCAGGCUUUGCAACCGCCUGCGUCCAUUUCAGCCGCGGCAUCAGCAGCCGAUGCACAGUCAUCCAUAGCAUCUGGUCACCGUCUUGGGGUCGCCAGCUUGGAACAGUAGCUGCCAGUUUGACUCUUCUUCGAAGCUUUCGUGCAUGCAGCCAACAAGAGGCUACCUCUCGAGUCAACUGCAUGGGUUUCGAGGAUGACUAACUUCUGAGUUUUGCUUAGUGAGAAAUAGAUCCGACUUAGCAGAAACCGUACAUGCCGCAUGCUUCUCUAGCUGUGGCAGAUUAACCUGCCAUGUGUGUUUCGUUUAAAAAAAUAAUCUGCAUCCUUGUAGGUCAGUAGCAAUAGUUUGACUGAGACUGAAGCUGUCACAGGUAGCAGACAUGUGGUACACCAAAAAUACAGAUACCAGUCUGCAUCUGAAAUGCUUGGCCGUCCUAACUCGGCUUUGCUCCUGAACAUGCAUGAGUUCUCUCAACGUUGGUCCUGCACAGAAUUCAUGGACCAUCCAACGUUAAUGCAGAUACAGGCACUAUGAGGCCCCGAUACA
Molecule: messenger RNA, 3162 nt
Organism: Oryza brachyantha (malo sina)
Lineage: Eukaryota; Viridiplantae; Streptophyta; Magnoliopsida; Poales; Poaceae
Exons: 10
Coding region: 1-2724 (907 amino acids)
Biological process (GO): heterochromatin formation
Source: RefSeq, a predicted model, not a curated record